GUGAAUAGUCUCGCGUCGUUCUUCAGAUCAACACUGGAACUCCAACUGCCUCAGUUUCAUGAUUUAAGUGGUGUCAUCCAAUGUCACACAGCAGGCCUUUGACAUCAUCAGUGUUCAUCUUCGUCCUUCGGUGUGGAUGGUGUGUAUGCAUGUAGGCAGGAUUCAUCGUGGUGAUGUACAGUAGCUAUCAGGACCGGGAGGAGUUUGAGGAUGACCUUUACAAUGUGGGCGAAGGGGACUCAGAGGGCUCGCAGGACGACAGCGAGCUUGAGUUUCAACUCUACAGUCAGCUCCACUACUCGGCCCACUUGGAAGAUACAGAGGCCGAUGAAGGAAAGAGUGAGAAUAAUCAGCAGCAAGAUGUUGACAAAGAAGCAGAUGUCCAGCAGUCUCUGUCUAAUGUUGACUUGCUCCACGAACACCUACAAAUCAGAGCAGUGGAACGCAACAAAAGAAAGAAGAACAACCUCUUGAGAGAGCAGAAACCCUUUGUUUUUGAGGAGGUUAUUGUUAUAGACUCUGGUCCUGACAUCACCAUUUCUGAAGAAGAUGAUGCCAGUGUUUGUGCUGCAAAAGGUCAACGGCUGCCCCGAGUGCAGACCUCCACGCCCUCCCAAGAGAAGAAACUUGACGUUCCAGAAGUUGUGGACUUGUGCAGUUCUAAUUCCGACUCAGACUCGUCAGAUUCCGACUCAGACUCGUCAGAUUCCGACACAGACUCGUCAGAUUCUGACAGUCUUGAGAAUUGGAUGAUCCUUGGCCGAGGCAAAGAGGAUGGUGACCAGUCCAUCUCACUCAACCUGGAUAACAACCGUGAUGCUACAUCAGAUGAUAAUACGGAGGAGGAAGAGAGACAAAGCACUUGGGUGGUUUCAUCUAAAGACAGGGAUGCUAGGAUUUUCAACAAAGAGAGGCGUGCCCAAAUCAUCGGCCAGCGGGAUUCAAAAAGAUACUACAGUGCCAAGCAUGUCCGCUGCCGAAACUGUGACAAGACCGGACACCUCUCCAAAAGCUGCCCCAAGCCCAAAAAGAUGUCGCCCUGCUUUCUUUGUGGAACCUCGGGUCACCUGUCCAGUGAAUGUCCCAACAAGCACUGCAGUAACUGCGGCCUGCCCGGACAUGUAUUCAAUUCCUGCAGUGAGAAGCCGUACUGGCACAAGCAGUGUCACCGCUGUGGCAUGAAGGGACACUUCUUUGAUGCAUGUCCUGAAAUCUGGCGGCAAUACCAUGUCACGACCAAGGUGGGUCCACCUGUGAAGCACGCAGAGGAGAACCGUGAUCACACCUCUGGCUACUGCUACAACUGCUCCAGGAAGGGACACUAUGGUCACGAUUGUGUGCAGACGCGGAUGUUCAAAGGAACAUUUCCCACCAUCCCGUUGAUCAGCUACUACGACAGCGUGGAUGACACCAAACGCAGAGAAGUCAGGGUGCAGAUGAAAGUAAAACAGUUGAAGAAAAAUGGCAUCCUUACUGAGUACAGCAAAGCAGCACUCACUCCAGAACCACCAAGGAAGAGACUAAAAGUCCACCAGUCUAAAGCGUCUCCUCAGCAGAGCAGCCGGCAGUCCAAGCAGAAAUCUGGCCACAUAUUUUUCAGUGAUGACCACAACUUUGAGAUGCACGAACCACCGACUGGUUCUGGAUCAGUAAAACCUUGGAGACCAGCAUCCAAAAUCCAACGGUACAGUCACGGGAAGCUACAUAUAGAUGAAGCUGCUGAUUUUCCCCGAGGAGGUGAACGUCAUAGAGGGAACACAAAAAAUAACGUAAAGAAACAGAGGAAGGAUCCGAGGCGAGAUUCUGGAAAUGGCAAGCCAGGCCACCUUCGCUGGAGUCAAGCUGGCGAAAUGAAGAAGGUGAAGAACGACAAGAGAAAUCCCAAGGGUCGGUUUGCUGGGAAGAAAGCAGCAGGACUGAGGGAGCCAUCGGGUGAUAAUCUGUUUUGUAUAAAACAAAGGAAACCAAAGAAAAGGCAGUUUUAAUGAACAUCCUCAAUGACUGCACAUUUUCAGGGCAAAUAGAAGACAGAGGCUGACAUCACUGGUCACUGCAGAAAAGUCGGAUCCUGUUUGCAACCAAAGCAUUUCAGCAUUCCGAGUUAUCACAUCUCGUCAUCAGUUGCUGUAAACACAAGUGUAGAAUCGACUCGACUAGAGUUAGUGCCUCUACCCUUCACGACUGCUGCUAAUCAAUGACGUCGAUGUUUUUAAUAAAUCCUUUCUGAUUCACAGAAACUCUCUUGACAGCAUUCUUAAAACACACCUUUGUGCAGCCUUGGUUGGUAUGAGGGUGUGGCUGGUUCAGUAUUAAGUCUGCAUUUUUAAUGUCCAUUUCUCUACAUUUUGUUGACUUGCCUGGAAAGCAAAUAAACAA
Synchiropus splendidus (mandarinfish) is the source of this 2376-nucleotide messenger RNA. Its product is annotated as zinc finger CCHC domain-containing protein 7-like. The record is from RefSeq and is a predicted model, not a curated record. Lineage: Eukaryota; Metazoa; Chordata; Actinopteri; Syngnathiformes; Callionymidae. Bases 174 to 1985 code for a protein of 603 amino acids. The transcript is spliced from 11 exons. Gene Ontology annotation, molecular function: nucleic acid binding; zinc ion binding.